UCUCAUGUAAUGAGUGGGGGGGAAUUCCAGGCAUUGUCCUGUAAAAACCAUUCUGUGCAUUUUUGGACCUUGCUCUCUGCCUCUCAGCGAAGGAUUAGAAUAUUUAAUCUGCCUUAGAAAAAAAAAAAAAAAAACUCCACUGUGAGCUCACAGCUUCCUGUUGUGGGGUCUGCAGUGUAUAUAAGUGCUUGUCUGCUCCAACCAGGGGAGGUCCCGCCGGCAGGCAGUCUGAGAAGGCUUCUGUGCUCUUAGCUUCUGAGGUUUCAGACCACAAUGUACAGGAUCAUUAGCUGCACACUCCUGGUGCUGUUGCGCCUAUCUAUAACAAAAGGAAAUGAGCCAAGCAUGCCUGUUUAUUUGCAAUGUGACCAGUGCCCCCCGGGAAUGUAUGUUAAGCAGGACUGUACCACUGAGAGGAAAACAGAGUGUGCUCCAUGCCCUGCCCAUCAUUACUCCGACAUGUGGGACUCCAACACGGAAUGCAACUUCUGCAAUGUGGUCUGCAAAGAGCUUCAGUAUGUAAAGCAGGAAUGCAAUAGCACCCACAACAGGCUCUGUGAGUGUGCUGCCGGGAUGUACUUGGACCUAGAAUUCUGUGUAUAUCACAAAAAGUGCCGCCCUGGUUUUGGAGUCAUACAAGAAGGAACACCCGAUAGUGACACUGUUUGUAGACAAUGUCCUGAAGGAACAUUCUCAAAUGCAACUUCAGCAACUGCAAGAUGCCAGAAACAUACAGACUGCAAAAAGCUGGGCCUCAAGGUGGCCCAGCCGGGUGAUUCCAAACGUGAUACACAGUGUCAGCCUGAAGGAUCAUUCUGUGAAAUAGACGUCACACUUUGUGAAGAAGGUUUAUUCCAAUUUGUUCCUAGCAACUGGUUAACGGCCGUUGCACAGAGAAUACCAAGUGCCAUGGUUUCAUCGCAACAGAUAGAAGGUGUUCAAGAGCAGCGGGACCCUCAGGAACAGGCGUUCCACAUGUUUAAAUUAUGGAAGGAUCACAACAGAGAAAGUGAAUCUGGCAAACUCCUGUUUCAAGAUCUCCAAGUUUGUGAGAAAAGAGUAUCCAAACUUUUUGGCCGCUUGAACGUGACCGUCGAACAACUGAGGAUCUUAAUGCGCAGCUUGCCGGUAAAGAAGAUCAGCAAAGACGAGUUAGAGACCACAGUGAAGCUUUGCAGCCAACCUGACCAAGUCUUAAAACUUCUCAAUUUGUGGAGGAACAAAAAUGGCGGCAAUACCAUCAGCCUCCUAAAGGUGAUCAAAACCAAUCGGCUUCCCAAAAUGUUACGCAGGACCAUCAAGAAGCUGGAACAAUUUCUUAGUAGCGAUGCCAUGUACAGACUGUACCAGAAAUUGCUGUUAGAAGUGUUUGGCAGCCAAACGCAACCUGCUAAGGUGGACUAUAAAUAAGUGAUCUUUUAUCUGGAAACUGGAAGCCCAUUCUGGUAUCUACUGAAUAAGCUCUUAAUUUAUAAAUAUAUAUUAUAUAUAUGAGUGUGUAUGUACAAAUAUAUAUAUAUAUGUAGAUAAAUAUCAAAUGCGUGAGUGUGUGAGUAAAGUAUUUUUACCAUAGGUGACCUCAGUACCUGGAAGUUUGUGUGUGUGCGUGUUUGUGCGUGUAUAUUUACUACAAGAGACCUCUUCCUGAGGCUACAUAGAUUGAGACUUUUUGAUUUACAUUUAAUUUCUCUGUAUUUAUUAUCCCUUUUUUAUUAUAGAGAUUUAUUUUAACUUAUUUGCAUUGAAAUCUAUAUUUGGUUGGAUGUAUAUUCCGCUGUGUCAAGUCUCACAUCUUCCUUAACUGUACUUGUAUUCUAGCAUAGAACGGUGUCAAAUAUGUUUUUCCAUUGAACUGUACAGGGUUUUAUUUACAAAAAGUAAAUUCUUGACAAGUCAUG
This is a messenger RNA of Xenopus tropicalis (tropical clawed frog), 1898 nucleotides long. RefSeq names its product tumor necrosis factor receptor superfamily member 11b (gene tnfrsf11b). The coding region runs from base 274 to 1410 and encodes 378 amino acids. The record is from RefSeq and is a predicted model, not a curated record. Gene Ontology annotation, cellular component: extracellular region. Lineage: Eukaryota; Metazoa; Chordata; Amphibia; Anura; Pipidae. The transcript is spliced from 5 exons.